Molecule: messenger RNA, 686 nt
Organism: Dioscorea cayenensis subsp. rotundata (Guinea yam)
Lineage: Eukaryota; Viridiplantae; Streptophyta; Magnoliopsida; Dioscoreales; Dioscoreaceae
Product: RNA polymerase II subunit A C-terminal domain phosphatase SSU72
Exons: 4
Coding region: 40-621 (193 amino acids)
Biological process (GO): termination of RNA polymerase II transcription
Cellular component (GO): mRNA cleavage and polyadenylation specificity factor complex; nucleus
Molecular function (GO): RNA polymerase II CTD heptapeptide repeat phosphatase activity
Source: RefSeq, a predicted model, not a curated record
UUCAGACCAUUUGAGGGAGAGAGAGAGAGAGAGAGAGAGAUGAGGCUGCGGUAUGCGAUGGUGUGCUCUUCGAACCAGAACCGGAGCAUGGAGGCGCACUCGCUGCUCAAGCGCCAGGGCUUCGAAGUCGCCUCCUACGGCACCGGCGCUCACGUCAAGCUCCCCGGCCCUUCUCUCCGGGAACCCAAUGUCUACGACUUCGGCACCCCUUACAAGGUCAUGCUCGACGAUCUCCGUCGCAAGGACCCCGACCUCUACAAGCGCAACGGGAUUCUCCCAAUGCUCAAGAGGAACUCUAGUGUCAAGACGGCUCCUCAGCGAUGGCAAGACAAUGCCACCGAUGGAGUCUUCAAUGUUGUCCUUACAUUUGAGGAGAAGGUCUUCGAUAUGGUUCUUCAAGAUUUGAAUAAUCGAGAGCAGGUAUUGAUGAAAACUGUGCUUAUCAUCAAUCUGGAAGUGAAGGAUAAUCAUGAAGAAGCUGCUGUUGGGGCCAAGCUCGCUCUGGAUUUGUGCCAAGAGAUUGAAGCAGUGGAAUGCUGGGAAGAUUCAAUUGACAAUAUUGUUAUGGCUUUUGAGAAUAAGCACAAGCGAAAACUCUUGUACAGCAUUUCCUUCUAUUAGUUUCAUUAAUUCUUACAUUCCUGUACCUUUUAACUCAUGAAAAGUGGCUUAUGCCAAUUUAUUCA